Molecule: messenger RNA, 2197 nt
Organism: Gamsiella multidivaricata
Lineage: Eukaryota; Fungi; Mortierellomycota; Mortierellomycetes; Mortierellales; Mortierellaceae
Product: guanine deaminase-like protein
Exons: 3
Coding region: 275-1822 (515 amino acids)
Biological process (GO): guanine catabolic process
Cellular component (GO): cytosol
Molecular function (GO): zinc ion binding; guanine deaminase activity
Source: RefSeq, a predicted model, not a curated record
CUCUCUCGUUCUUUUCCGGCUGUCCCACUCGUCGGUGGCUGUCAGGGCGUACAGUGGAUCGGACCUUUACUGGUCCGGAGAACGUCCAUCAACAGCAAUGGGGCGGACACCCACUUUUUUUUUUUUUACUUUAUUUUCGUUAGGCCUUUGAUUGCGGAGCACAAAUCAUUGGCCACACAAUCUCGACACAUGUUUUCUGUACCUUUUUCCAAUUGCUCCGGCACCCACGCCCACACCCACACAGCUCCAUAACCUUCUUUCUUACUCUUCACGAAUGAGAGGAAUGAAUGCGUAUAAAAGGGCCUCAGGUCCCUCAUUCGCUUCUCUCUUCUCAUUGCUCUUUUCCCCUCCCACCUUGCGGCACCUCCAUACUCCAACUCGCCCCUGCCCCCUUGCUCUUUUGCACACUCGCUCUCUCCACUCUCACCGCCGACACUGCAAGCACCCCUCUCUCACCAUGAAAACAUUCGCUUCCACGAUCGCCAAGGUCUUCUACGGCGCUCUCAUUCACUCCCUUUCCAUCAAGGAAAUCGAAUACAUCAAGCAGGGUCUACUCUUUAUUGACAACCAGGGCAAGAUUGCUAAGCUGGUCAAGGACGUCUCCCAGGACAAGGUCGAGGCUGCCCUUGAGGGCGUGGAUAGAGAGAAGGUCGUCCACUUGACUGAGGAUCAGUUCAUCAUCCCCGGAUUCGUCGACACCCAUAUCCACGCUCCCCAGUACACAUUCUGUGGAAACGGACAUGAUUUGCCUCUGCUCGAAUGGCUCGACACCUACACCUUCCCACGCGAGUCCAAGUUCGCAGAUAAGGACUAUGCUCGCAAGCUCUACACCAAAUCUGUCGCCCGCUCGCUCCGCAACGGCACCACCUCUGCCUGCUGGUUUGCGACCAUCCACCUUGAAGCCUGCAAGGAGCUCGUCAGCAUCAUUCAGGAGCAGGGUCAGCGCGCCUACGUCGGCAAGGUCAACAUGAACCAGAACUCGCCCGAUUUCUUGGUCGAGACUACCGAGUCCUCGGUCCGGGACACCCGUGCCUUCAUCGAGUAUGUCAAGGACGUCAACGCCCAGUUAGACCACAAGCCCUUGGUCACACCCAUCAUCACCCCUCGUUUCGCCAUCUCCUGCACAUCCGACUUGCUCACUGAGCUCGGCAAGCUGGCCAAGGAAUACGAUCUUCCCAUCCAAUCCCAUCUGUGCGAGAACCUGAACGAGAUCGGCUUCACCAUGUCGCUGUUCCCCAACUCGGUGAAUUACACCUCCGUCUAUGCCGAUCAUGGCCUCUUGAACGACCGCACCAUCAUGGCCCACUGUGUCCACAUGAAGGAUGAAGAGCUCGAUCUGAUGAAGGAGAAGAACGCCGGUAUCUCGCACUGCGCCAACUCCAACCUGAACCUCAAGUCUGGUUUGGCCGACGUCCGCAAGAUGCUCAACAAGGAUAUCAAGGUCGGACUCGGCACAGAUGUCGCCGGUGGCUACUCUCCCUCGAUCCUCGAGGCCCUUCGUGCUUCGCGCUCUGUUUCCGUUGCCAGGGAUGCAGAGACCACCUUGGUCGUCGCUGAAUUGUUCUACCUCGCCACCAUGGGAGGUGCCCGCGUGAUGGAACUCCAAGACACGAUCGGAAACUUCGAGGUCGGUAAGGAGUUCGACGCCAUCCUUGUCAACACCUCGGUCGAGAACUCGCCCGUCGAUGUCUUUGACCACGACUGCAUCGAGACACAGUUCGAGAAGUACCUGUUCGUCGGUGACGACCGCAACAACGAGAAGAUCUUUGUCCAGGGCAAGGAAGUUCGUCUCCCCGGCUCGACCGUCGCUUCGCGCAAGUAAAAAAAGCGACAUUUUAUAUCCCCAUAAAAUGAUGGAUGUGGAUAGAGGAGGAGGAUGAAAUGGUGGGAAACGCACAAAACACACCGCCCUUUCGUCUCGUAUAUAUUUAACCAUGAAAAUAUGUGCUGCAGUUUCCAUGGCGCCUCUUUUUUUUUUUUUUAUUUCUUUUCUGGCUUGAGGGUGCAAUCUAAUCCGCUGGCAGGAGGUGUGAUCUUGCGGACAAAACUAUACCCAUUACUAGAGAGAGGGAAGAGAAAAGGAAGGAGAAAACAGGAAUUGGAAACCAAGAAGAAAGUGUUUAAAAAACCCAAGUGUACCUAUUUUUUGUAAUAAUAUAUAUAUUCGGCAAUAAACGAUUUAUUUUUUGACAAUGAA